GAGAGAAGAGGGUGGAAAGUGGAUCCUGGCGGGCGGGAGGGAGGAAGGGAAGGGGCGGAGGCGGAGGGCAGAGUGUGGCUGAGCGUCCCGAGCCCAAGUCGCGGUCCCUUCGCGGAGCCCGCCCCUCCCGGGCCCAGAGCCGCCCUCCGGGCAGUCCCAAGCCACGACCUCCCCGCCCCCCACCCCGAUCCCGGACAGCCCCGGGACUCGGCUGCGAGCGCCGCGGGAGGGAUGGUGGCGGCGGUGCGCGGGUCAGCGCAGCCGCCAGCUUCUCCCGCCCGGCCGCGGGCGCUGUGAGCCGGGAAUGCGGCUGCGGCCCCCGGCCCUCGGCCCCAGCGCUCCGGCCCCGGCCCUGGGCCCCCGCGGAGCCCGCCGUCCGCGCCGCUGCUGAGGCCGGGCGCCCCCACCAUGCCGCGGGCCCCCGCGCCCCUGUACGCCUGCCUGCUCGGGCUCUGCUCGCUCGUGCCCAGCCUCCCAGGUCUCAACAUAUGCACUAGUGGAAGUGCCACCUCAUGUGAAGAAUGUCUGUUAAUCCAUCCAAAAUGUGCCUGGUGCUUUAAAGAGGACUUCGGUAGCCUGCGCUCCGUCAUCUCCCGCUGUGACUUGAAGGCAAACCUGGCCAGAAACGGCUGCGGGGGUGAGUUUGAGAGCCCCGCCAGCAGCACCCAGGUCUUGCGGAGCCUGCCUCUCAGCAGCAAGGGCUCCAGUCCCACCAGCUCAGAUGUCAUUCAGAUGACGCCACAGAAGAUUGCCCUGAACCUGCGGCCUGGUGACAAGACAACUUUCCAGCUGCAGGUUCGACAGGUAGAGGAUUAUCCUGUGGACCUGUACUACCUGAUGGACCUCUCCCUGUCCAUGAAGGACGACUUGGACAACAUCCGGAACCUGGGCACCAAGCUCGCUGAGGAGAUGAGGAAGCUCACCAGCAACUUCCGGUUGGGGUUCGGGUCUUUUGUAGACAAAAACAUCUCCCCUUUCUCCUACACAGCGCCGAGGUACCAGAACAAUCCAUGCAUCGGUUACAAGUUAUUCCCAAACUGCGUCCCAUCCUUUGGGUUCCGCCAUCUGCUGCCUCUUACAGACAGAGUGGACAGCUUCAACGAGGAGGUCCGCAAACAGCGGGUGUCCCGGAACCGCGACGCGCCCGAGGGGGGCUUUGACGCCGUUCUCCAGGCGGCUGUCUGCAAGGAGAAGAUUGGCUGGCGAAAGGAUGCUCUACAUUUGCUGGUGUUCACUACGGACGACGUGCCCCACAUUGCGCUGGACGGAAAACUGGGGGGCCUGGUGCAGCCGCAUGAUGGCCAGUGCCACCUGAAUGAGGCCAACGAGUACACUGUGUCCAAUCAGAUGGACUAUCCAUCCCUUGCCUUGCUUGGAGAGAAGUUAGCAGAGAACAAUAUCAACCUCAUCUUUGCGGUGACAAAAAGCCAUUAUAUGCUCUACAAGAAUUUCACAGCCCUGAUACCUGGAACGACAGUGGAGAUUUUACAUGGAGACUCCAAAAAUAUCAUUCAACUGAUUAUCAAUGCAUACAAUAGCAUCCGGUCAAAAGUGGAGGUGUCUGUCUGGGAUCAGCCUGAGGACCUUAAUCUCUUCUUCACUGCUACCUGCCAGGACGGUGUGUCCUACCCCGGCCAGAGGAAGUGUGAAGGCCUGAAGAUUGGGGACACAGCGUCCUUCGAGGUGUCGGCGGAGGCCCGCAGCUGCCCCAGCAGGCCCACAGAGCACACGUUCACCCUGCGGCCCGUAGGGUUCCGGGACAGCCUGGAGGUGGGGGUCACCUACAGCUGCCAGUGCGGCUGCAGCGCACGGCUGGAGUCCGACAGCACCCGGUGCAGUGGGAACGGGACCUACGUGUGCGGCCUGUGCGAGUGCAACCCCGGCCACCUGGGCACCCGCUGUGAGUGCCAGGAAGGGGAGAGCCAGACUGGGUACCAGAACCUCUGCCGGGAAGCCGAGGGCAAGCCCCUGUGCAGUGGGCGUGGGGAGUGCAGCUGCAACCAGUGCUCCUGCUUCGAGAGCGAGUUUGGGAAGAUCUACGGUUCUUUCUGCCAGUGUGACAACUUCUCCUGUGCCAGGAACAGAGGGGUCCUCUGCUCAGGCCAUGGCGAGUGUCACUGUGGAGAAUGCAAGUGCCAUGCAGGUUACAUUGGGGACAACUGUAACUGCUCGACAGACAUCAGCACAUGCUUGGCCAAAGAUGGCCAGAUGUGCAGCGACCGUGGGCACUGUGUGUGUGGGCAGUGCCAGUGCACAGAGCCAGGAGCCUUUGGAGAGACAUGUGAGAAGUGCCCGACCUGCCCAGAUGCUUGCAGCACCAAGAGAGACUGCGUCGAGUGCUUGCUGCUUCACUCGGGGGUCCCGGCUGAGAACCAGACCUGCCACAACCUGUGCAAGGAUGAGGUGGUCACAUGGGUGGACACCAUCGUGAAAGAUGACCAAGAGGCUGUGCUUUGUUUCUACAAAACCGCCAAGGACUGUGUCAUGAUGUUCACCUACGCGGAGCUCGCCAGCGGCAAGUCCAACCUGACCGUCCUCAGGGAGCCAGAGUGUGGAACUGCCCCCGAUGCCACAACCAUCCUCCUGGCCGUGGUGGGCAGUAUCCUCCUGAUUGGGAUUGCGCUCCUGGCCAUCUGGAAGCUACUUGUCACCAUCCAUGACCGGAGAGAGUUUGCAAAGUUCCAGAGCGAGCGGUCCAGGGCCCGCUAUGAGAUGGCUUCCAACCCUCUGUACAGAAAGCCCAUCUCCACACACACCGUGGAUUUCACCUUCAACAAGUUCAACAAAUCCUACAAUGGCACAGUGGACUGACAGCUCCUCAGAGGGCCAGAGGGGGCUGAUGAAAAGUCAGACUGAUUGGCCUUGGACAGCCGCUCAGCUGGAUCAUGGCCCCCUGGAGGGACAAGCACAGACAGCUUCCCGUGAACCUGGGCCGGGAGCCUACUCCCUGCACCGGAAGGUGGCCAGUGUGCUGCCCCGCUGCCAGGCCACAGCCACAACAGGCAGCCACCCCUCCAAGCCCAGGAAAAGGCCUGGGACCUUGGCGCUUUCAGCUUUCUGCACAACAGCAAGCUCACCGUCUCCAAGCACAGCUGGGGGCCUAGGCCACCUCUCCCUUCCGGGAGGGCUGAUCCUCCAGUCUGGCCAGAGGAGAAGGCUCUUGGGAGCAUUGGAGUGUGCAAAACCAACACACGCUCUGGCUUUUCUCGUGUUGAUCAUUUUUAUAUGAAAUAAAAAGAUCGUGCAUUUAUGGUAUAGUUCUCAUUGCCGCAAACUGUCUGCCUGAUCUAUCCUUGCACAGGGAUGUUGGUGGUGGGAUUAUCGAGAUGCCUCCUGAAGGCAUAGAGUUGCAAAUGUCAGUUUUCCAAUUCUGUCCAUGUUCGUUUAGUACUUUUGUAAUGAAAGGGGGAAAGUUUGGGAUUGAAAGUAAAGAUUAAAACCAAAAAA
Molecule: messenger RNA, 3447 nt
Organism: Lontra canadensis (Northern American river otter)
Lineage: Eukaryota; Metazoa; Chordata; Mammalia; Carnivora; Mustelidae
Gene: ITGB5
Product: integrin subunit beta 5
Exons: 15
Coding region: 409-2811 (800 amino acids)
Biological process (GO): integrin-mediated signaling pathway; cell-matrix adhesion; cell migration
Cellular component (GO): cell surface; integrin complex; focal adhesion
Molecular function (GO): integrin binding
Source: RefSeq, a predicted model, not a curated record